Molecule: messenger RNA, 1255 nt
Organism: Thunnus maccoyii (southern bluefin tuna)
Lineage: Eukaryota; Metazoa; Chordata; Actinopteri; Scombriformes; Scombridae
Gene: snx10b
Product: sorting nexin 10b
Exons: 5
Coding region: 23-760 (245 amino acids)
Biological process (GO): intracellular protein transport
Molecular function (GO): phosphatidylinositol binding
Source: RefSeq, a predicted model, not a curated record
UUUUCCUUUCCUCAUUCUUCUCAUGCCUGUCAUUGUACUUCCUCAAUCUGCUAAUAAAAACUUCCACUUUUUCAAAACCCACUGUGUUCAGCGUUUCAGUGUGUCUCCUGCCUUCUCCAUGCAGCAGGUCAUCGGUGUCUGGGUGCGGGACCCGCGGAUACAAAAGAAUGACUUCUGGCAUGCUUACAUAGACUACGAAAUUUGUUUACAUACCAACAGCGUGUGCUUCACCAAGAAGAUUUCAUGUGUGAGAAGGAGGUACAGUGAGUUUGUAUGGCUCAGGCAGAAACUACAAGCAAAUUCAAUGCUAAUGGUACGACUACCAGAGCUGCCCCCAAAGAACCCCUUCUUCAGCCUGAACAAUGCCCAGCAGAUCUCUGAUCGCAUGAAAGGGCUCCAUAAGUUUUUGGACCAGAUCCUCCAAAACCCGCUGCUGUUGUCUGACAGCUGCCUGCACCUUUUCCUUCAGUCACAGCUCAGCGUGUCCAAGAUGGAGGCCUGUGCUGCUGGAAGGACACAUUACUCUGUGGCUCAGGCAAUUCAGUGCUGUGGCCACAGGAGAUUUCAAUUCGAUGAGGACUUGAAAAAGGACCUCAGCAUGUCUUGUGACUCUGACUCAGACAGCGUGUUUUUAGAGUGCAGAGAUGCAGAGCCCCACAUGAAAGAUUUGGCAACAAACAAAGCAGAGAGUACAGCUUCACUUGACUUCGUGGGAACCAGCCAGGAGGAAACCCUCAGCUGCUCAUCUGAUUCCACAUGAAAACAUCACCAUCAUAUCAUUGUCAGAAAUUUUGGAGUCUACGCAACAUCCUGGACAAUGUUUUGGACCUGUGAAGAAAAAAGUUGCCUGUUACCCUGUCUUACUGCACUUUUCACUAUGUAGUUGCUCUUAAUUUUUUCAAUAGUAAAAAUGUAGCAUAUUAUGUUGUAAUUGAAGUAUUUCAGUUUUAAACAUGUACAGUAAAUAGUAAUACAUUGCACCUAUUGUAUAUCCUUAAUGUGUUGUUUACUUGUAUGUCCUGUUUGUGCAGCUUUAAGGUGGUAGCAACAAUUUGCCUGAAGAUGGCAGUGUUGGUACAUCCAUCUGUUUUGUGUAGUCACUUAUGCUAUAUAUUAUCCUAUAUUAUAACUGUCUAUAUUGACUUCAUACACAAACUUAUCAGAAGUAUCAUGAAUUAUGAUCAGUCACAAGAUAGAAUUUGCCAAAUAUGUGCAGAUAACAAUGUAAUAUCUUAGCCAGUGCCAACCUAACAUC